Messenger RNA from Sporothrix schenckii 1099-18, 1128 nucleotides. RefSeq lists its product as uncharacterized. The record is from RefSeq and is a predicted model, not a curated record. Gene Ontology annotation, molecular function: protein binding; molecular adaptor activity. Gene Ontology annotation, biological process: post-translational protein targeting to endoplasmic reticulum membrane. Gene Ontology annotation, cellular component: membrane; TRC complex. The coding region runs from base 1 to 1128 and encodes 375 amino acids. Lineage: Eukaryota; Fungi; Ascomycota; Sordariomycetes; Ophiostomatales; Ophiostomataceae. The transcript is spliced from 2 exons.
AUGCGCCUGGCGCUCGCCAUUUGCGACUUCUUGUCGACGUCGGCAUCUGACGGCACCAUUGCCGCCGACGAGCGCGAUUCGGUCGAGGUGGCCAUUACCUGCGUGGCCGAGUCGUUCAAGGUGGACCCGGCGGACAAGGCGGCCGUCAAGGAGGCGGUGGGCGGGCAGUCGCUGGAGAAGAUUUACGCGGUGUAUGAGAAGCUGCGCGGCGCAGGCGGUGCCGGCGGUGCCACCAGCACGGCGCCGUCGUCGUCGUCGUCAGCGCCGGCUGGUGCUGCCGCUGCCGCCCCCUCCACUCCCGUGGAACCCUCCGCUGCCACCAAAAAAGAAGCCGAAGGCCUCAAGAGCAAAGGCAACGCCGCCAUGGCCCAAAAGGACUACGCGUCCGCCAUUGCCCUCUACACCCAGGCGCUCGGCCUGCACCCCACCAACGCCAUCUACCUCUCCAACCGCGCCGCCGCCCACUCGGCCGCCAAGGACCACGCCAGCGCGCGCACCGACGCUGAGGCCGCCGUCGCCAUCGACCCCAACUACACCAAGGCCUGGUCCCGCCUGGGCCUCGCCAAGUUUGCCCUGGGCGACGCCCGCGGCGCCAUGGACGCCUACCAGCAGGGCAUUGCCUACGAGGGCAACGGCGGCAGCGAUGCCAUGAAGAAGGGCUACGAGACGGCCAAGCGGCGCGUGGACGAGCUGGCGGAGGAGGAGGAGCAGUCGUCCCGGGAUGCCGUGUCGGCCAGCGCGCCCGGCGCGGGUGGCGGCGCCGGUGCUGGCGGCGUGCCCAACCUGGGCGACCUGGCCAGCAUGCUUGGGGGCGGCGGUGCCGGCGGCGGCGCUGGUGGUGCCCCCGACUUUGCGUCCAUCAUGAACAACCCCAUGUUCGCGGCCGCGGCCCAGGACUUCAUGGACAACCCGGAGCGCAUGGCCAGCCUCUUGGGCAACCCGCGCGUGCGCGAGUUGGCGAGCCAGUUUGGCGGCGGCGGCGGCCUGCCCGACCUGUCCGCGCUCAUGUCCGACCCCAGCAUUGCCAACUUGGCGCGGGACUUCAUGCGCGGCAGCGGCGCUGGUGGUGCCGGUGCCGGUGCCGGUGCUGGUGCCGGUGCUGGCCGUGGGUCGGGCAACAAUGAGUAG